Aspergillus japonicus CBS 114.51 is the source of this 2337-nucleotide messenger RNA. Its product is annotated as F-box domain protein. NCBI's taxonomy places the organism in Eukaryota, Fungi, Ascomycota, Eurotiomycetes, Eurotiales, Aspergillaceae. The record is from RefSeq and is a predicted model, not a curated record. The coding region runs from base 1 to 2337 and encodes 778 amino acids. The transcript has 4 exons.
AUGACUUCGCAGCUGUCAUGUCUCGAAAACUUGCCGAAUGAAAUCCUGGAUGAGAUUGUGAGCUAUCUUCCAGUGGAUACUCCCUCCGAAUCCAACUUUCAUCAUACACCCAGAACACACUUCACAGCUUCCAGUACGCAGAACCUGAAGAAUGCCGCACAAGUAUCCUCCCGGCUGCUCGAGCUCGUGCGAUCCAGACUCUACGCGCAUUCUCGAUUCUACCUCGAUGAUUUGUAUGACUUCCUCAAUUUUGUCACAUCGCAUAGAUUAGAGCGCUAUAUUACCUCGCUUGUCGUGCUACUCGGGAAUGAUCCGCCUCGUGACUUGGACAUCAAUCGGUUGCUUCGACAUCUGUCCAACCUCAACCCAUUGCAGAUCACUGUUCUUGCACCACCUUCGCGGAUUGGAACCAUGUUGAACACGAAGGCUCCAGAGGAGCACAAUUGGGCAUUUCAGAUUACUCAUCAGUUGUGUCAGUGGGAGCGAAGUAUACCGCCUGAGUCCCCGGUCUUCACGACUAACCCGUCAUCCAACCCGUUGGAUAUCAUGGCCUAUUCAUCUCUCAGAUUCAAUGAGGGCUCCUCGCUCAGAGCGUACGCACAUUACGAGUACUUCUUGUUCGAGGUUCCGUCCGUGCUUGGUAAAUGGGGCACCAUAGCCUCCAUGGGUACCGAAGAGGAGAAACUGUCCAUAUCGCGCGGGCUCCGACAUCUGACUUCGUUCAGCUACACCGCUAUAUUCCCCUUCUAUAAUCAUGUGAAAUUGGUAUUAGAUGCCCUGGAGUUGAUGAUGAACUUGCAAUCAUUCACCGUACAACUGGCCCCAUGCUCAGAAGACUCAGCCAUUGACUUGGCAAACAGAGGCCCCAUCGAUCCUAACGAUCCAUGGAUGGAGCUGGCUACGGGGUACGAUAUCAUCGCUCAUUCCAUCAUCGAGCUGGGACGUAGCGCUUCGCUUGUUCAUUUCCGCACCCUUGACUACCAAAACGAGGCACUUCGUGUUGAACUCAGCCAAUCGUUAGGCGCAAAGUUCAAAGAUACUGAAUGGGAGAUGAAUGGCCAUGGGGAAUGGACCAAAACAGCGUCGAAUGGAGGAAUCAAGAACCGCAUCACAAUAGAUAAUCAUCCCGGCCUGACCCUAUGCUAUUUGAUUUGCAAUUCACAAUUCAUCACCUUUUCAUACCAUUGGUGUACUUUCUUGUCCGAGCCUCACUGCCACUCUCGAUCCCAAAAACUAUACGGAGUAGAAGUAUACGAUCUAGGACCGCCCGCGAUAUCGUUCACUCGGACAGCCAUGGAUUCCACCAGUGACUUACAUGCUGCUGAACCUGCGCUUCCCACUCUGGCACACAAGUUGCUGUUAUCCGAUGAAGCAAGCAGUAGUAGCCGGCAGUCCGUGGACGACAUAGACUCAAGUCAUCCGCCACACCCGACAGAGUCCUGGAACCUCUACGCAGAUAUCAAUGCUGGAUUGCAAGCAUCGCGGGGGAGUGUAUUCCGCGCUGGCUCUGUGAUCGGUUUCUCGCGGCUCCGAAGCAAGAGCAACGAGAAUACAGAAGAUGAUGAAUACUUAAGCCAGCUCCCUCGAGCUCUCCUCACAGCCCACUUGAUCCGCCAAGCCCAAACCCUCAACAGCCCCAGCUCAAUCACCGUCUAUAUUGUCCAUCCAGCCACAUUCAACGCCUUCUCCCCCAGAAGACUCCUCGCCUCCCUGCUCAACACCACCAAAACCACCACCAACCGCCAAUCCCUCACGCGCGACGCGGCAAUCGCCUGCCUCGACCGCGUCCAACUCUUCCCCGUCUUCGACCUCAACGCCGCAUCACAAGCCAUCCACGAAAUCAGCUCAGCCGUAGCAUCAUUACCCGCUAGUUGCGAAUCCCUGCCUCCCAACAAAGCCAUCGUGCUCGUCGCCGGCCUCGACACCCUCGCCGAGGGCGUCGUACGCACGUCCAACGCAGCGCGAGGCGCGGCCGCCCUGACGACUGCCCUCCGGACAUUAACACACUUGACCCGCACCACUAGUCCUGCAGCGGUGUCAGUGCUGCUGGUCAAUACGAGUGGACUGGGGACGACGACAGCGACCGUCAAUGCUAAUUAUGCGAGUGGCGGGUCAAUCGCAAUGCAGGAUGAGCCCGGCAGCCGGGAAAAUGGGAUUCGGUCCGCAUUUGGCGCGAACGGGGCGAGCCUGUUUCCGAGCUUGUUGGUGCGGAUAUUGGACCAGGGGCUUGAUACACAUAUCUUAGUGUCGACUAAGGGGUCAGGGGUGGUGGUGGAGGUUAUCAAGGACCGGCUGGGCGAGGGGAUCGGGAAGUGGUGUGUUUGGGAGAGCAUUUGA